Molecule: messenger RNA, 477 nt
Organism: Moneuplotes crassus
Lineage: Eukaryota; Ciliophora; Spirotrichea; Euplotida; Euplotidae
Source: the annotation of a GenBank genome assembly
UUUCCAGAACUGAUUUAUAAUAAAAAUUACGAUGAAAGUUGCCUAUUUGCUCGCUAUCAUGCUGGUGUUUGCCACUGCUGUCAAUGCCUUAAACACUGAAAGAUUUGGAAAAGAGAUGACUGUCCAAGAGACUUCUGAAGUCCCAGAGUACUUCAUGACCUUCCUCCAAAUGGUAGGUGGAGAUAACUUAAUGGAGAACUCAUGUGCAAGGCAAUCAUUUGCUGCUGUUUUCGGAUUCCUUGCAGUUGUCAACUUGAUCAUUCACGGAGACCAAUGGCACCAUGUCAUCACCAGACUUUUCUUGUUCUUCGGAGAUUUCCAUUCUGCUUUGGUCGAAUGUGGAGUAAUCUAAUUUAUGUCGAAUCUGUUCUGUUUAUAUCCAUAAAAAUUCCACUAAUUUUUCUUAUCAAUUAUGGCAUUGGCCCAUUUGAGCCAAGGUCUUAGAUUAUUUUCUUAGAUAGCAUGGUAGGUAAUAGU